Messenger RNA from Prunus avium (sweet cherry), 366 nucleotides. NCBI's taxonomy places the organism in Eukaryota, Viridiplantae, Streptophyta, Magnoliopsida, Rosales, Rosaceae. The record is from RefSeq and is a predicted model, not a curated record.
AUGGGCCAGAACUACUUCACGCUAAGAUUAAAUGAAUUUGCAGACCUAACCAAUGAGGAGUUUCGGGAAAUUCGUAAUGGUUACAUGAAACGAUCCUCCAAAUUGAUCAUGUCCAAUUCCACGAAACGAUCCUCCACUGAUGUGCCACCUUCUGUGGAUUGGAGAGAAAAGGGUGCAGUGACGCCUAUCAAGGACCAAGGCAAAUGUGAGCAAGAGCUUGUGGAUUGUGACAGUACAGGUCAAGAUCAUGGCUGUGAAGGUGGUCUAAUGGAUGACGCUACAAGCCCUACAUGCUACAAUAUCAGUCCUAUUUUUGGGUCAACUGUUCCUUAUUCUCUUGAUAGUACAAUCGAGUUUACAUCUUAG